Messenger RNA from Aplosporella prunicola CBS 121167, 659 nucleotides. RefSeq lists its product as uncharacterized. The transcript has 2 exons. The coding region runs from base 137 to 607 and encodes 156 amino acids. NCBI's taxonomy places the organism in Eukaryota, Fungi, Ascomycota, Dothideomycetes, Botryosphaeriales, Aplosporellaceae. The record is from RefSeq and is a predicted model, not a curated record.
AAAGCCAUUGUCCCGUCAGCCUAGCAUCCGUAUAAAAACGAAUUCCUGCCGCCGCCUUGGUAGGGAGUUAGUUGGUUGGUACCGGUACGCAGACAGCCAGACAGACGGACGGACCACGACGCACCGCAAAGCAAACAUGGGAACGCGCAACAUGGGCCCGGGCAAGCGCGCCAAGCUGAGCUGGUUCAAGAAGAAGAACGGAGAAGGCGGUGCUGCUGCUGAAGUGUGUGAUAGGCCGUUUCAGCGUUCUGAGGACCGUAAGAGGGAUCAGGCGGCUGCUGAUGCAGAGAAUGGUACAGGCAAUGCUACUGCUACUGCUGGCGCAGCGAAGCCUAAGAGCGCUUUCAAGCGCGCUGCUAAGAAGACGAGGGAUAGGCUGCGUGGUGUGCUUGAGCGGGUGCGCAAGCGCCGUGCGGGCAAGACGCAGACUGCGCAAGGUGAAGCCGAAGGUGCAGCCGAAGGCGUAGUCGAAGGUGAAGGCGCUGGUCAAGCGCCGAAGCGACCCCCCCUCAGCACAGCAGCGCGUCAGGCUCCGCCUCGGCUAUCGACCAGGCCGUCUUCGACGGCUGGAGCGAGAUGGGCGCCAGCGCGCUGGUGGACGGGCUGAGCAACCCCAGUGCGAGCGGUGCGAGCGCCUCGACGGGCCAGGGUAGUGGGAC